AUGGAACAAUUACAAAUCUCUACUCUUAAAGGAUCCAGCCCUCUUGAUAAGGAAUUGUUUGUCCAAAAUGAGCUGGCUGCUCUUGAGGAAGCUGAAAACAUGUUUUUAAAACAAAAAUCCAAAGUUAGGUGGCUUAAGGAGGGGGACAAGUGUACCAAGUACUUCCACUCUGUCAUUGUAAUAAAAAACAAAAAAUAUACCUUCAGGGUUCUUAUAAAUGCUCAGGGAAAUCUUGAGUCUAUUGAUGGUAUCAUUUCUGUUUUAAAUCACUUCUAUGAAUUGUCUGGGCUCAAACUUAAUGUAAGCAAGACUGAACUUUUUGCUGCUGGUAUUUCACCUCGAAAUCUUGAAGUUAUUCACUGCAUUUCUGGUUUCAAGCAAAGUCAUCUACCUGUAAGGUACUUGGGAGUUCCCUUAAUCACAAAGAAACUGUCUGAUAUUGACUGCCAACCUCUUCUGGACAAAAUUAAGCUAAGAUUAUACCAUUGGUCUAGUAAGAUGCUUAGUUAUGCUGGAAGACUGGAAUUAAUUAAAACAGUUAUGUACAGUGUGGCUAAUUAUUGGUGUAGGCAAUUCAUACUCCCUCAAUCUAUAAUCAAUCGUAUUAAUCAGUUAUGUUCACGUUUCCUUUGGAAAGGAAAUGAUCAUGCAGCUAACGGGGCUAGGAUUAUACAAAAGAUUCUGGCAGGAGAAGGCUCACUUUGGGUAGCUUGGUUAAACUAUUAUGUUCUCAAGAAUUCUAACUUCAUGGACAUGUCUGCUAGUAAUGCUCAUAGCUGGAACAUUAAGAAACUUCUGAAGCUUCGUUUUUAUGCUCGUUCUGUUUUAAAUGCUGGAACAAAAAAUACCAAGGACAUUUGGGAAGCUAUCAGAGAAAGAAGAAGUAAGGGAGUAAGAAUGAAAACAAAUUGCAGUCAUGAACAAUCCAUUGAUAUGCAAGGGAUGGAGGAAGGGGACGAAAGAGCGAGGGAGAAGACGGGAGGAUCGAUGAAACUUUGUUGGGAGGUUGUUAACGUUACGCAGUUCGUUCGUCCUGGUACCGAUAGCUUUGCCAGUCUAUCUGCUACCGUGUUGCUACUUCUAGAAAUGUGGUUAUUGAAACAUGCAAUUCCUUCCUAA
Messenger RNA from Hibiscus syriacus, 1119 nucleotides. RefSeq lists its product as uncharacterized. The transcript has 5 exons. Bases 1 to 1119 code for a protein of 372 amino acids. The record is from RefSeq and is a predicted model, not a curated record. NCBI's taxonomy places the organism in Eukaryota, Viridiplantae, Streptophyta, Magnoliopsida, Malvales, Malvaceae.